AUGGCGCUCGCCCACAUGGAUAGAGCCAGUCCUCUCAAGACUUCUGCCUUGGCCAACCGCAGUCUCAACGCAAAGGAGAUGGCCGCCAAGGAUCAAGUCCACUCGAGCGGCUCCAACAAACCUCUGGUCGAAGAAGAAGAGACUGCUUCCUGGAUCGACAAGGGUAAGCGUCAGGUCAAGGGUAAGGCUAAGGAUAAAGGCAGUGCUUCUCUUCAACAGAGCACCCUCAAGGGUUUUGAGAUGGCCGAGAAGAUCGGAAAGCUGGCCAGUGGCAAGAUGGCUAUUCCAGACUUCAGGCGAACCCAAAGCAGCGGCACCGCGAGCAAGAGUGUCCGUCGCUUGCCUAGUGGCAGUCCCAUCGCAAUCUCUUCCGGCUCAGACGAAUCGGCUGUUCCCAAGCCUUCAUACAAGAAAGCCGCCGAGCACCUUGGCUACGGCACAUCCGAUCCCGAGAAAACAGUCAAGUCCUCUCCCAAGAAGCCCAAAUCCGGUCCUUGA
Molecule: messenger RNA, 498 nt
Organism: Sporisorium graminicola
Lineage: Eukaryota; Fungi; Basidiomycota; Ustilaginomycetes; Ustilaginales; Ustilaginaceae
Exons: 1
Coding region: 1-498 (165 amino acids)
Source: RefSeq, a predicted model, not a curated record